Messenger RNA from Lolium perenne, 2487 nucleotides. RefSeq lists its product as uncharacterized. The record is from RefSeq and is a predicted model, not a curated record. NCBI's taxonomy places the organism in Eukaryota, Viridiplantae, Streptophyta, Magnoliopsida, Poales, Poaceae.
UACUUCCCGGCAUGGCGCCCGUCUGCGGUGUGCUUAAGCUGGCCGCCGUGGGGCCUGCUCCCGGCUGCGAGCUCGCCGUCGUCGGCAUGGGAACCGACCGGGGCGGCGGCAUGAUCGUGGCAUGCAAGCCUCCGCCGGGCGGCUGGGGCGAGGGGCUGUGCGGCCAGACAACGGCCGGACGCCUAUUCCUGCCAGGAGAGGGAUCCAGCGGCCGGACGGUGAGUGUGGCCUGCAAGGCGACGGCUUUCCACACCACCGGCGACCGCGACUUCACCACGCCCGGCGACUUCCGCUCCGGCGAGACGGACGCCGUACCGACAGGCAGACGCAGCAGGAGAUUCACCACCACCAAGCAGGCUGCGUUCCACGGCGACUUCCUCACGCUCGACGAGCUGGCCGGCUUCACGGGCGACGGCCUCUCCUUCGACCGCAAAAGCGACGGCGUCCCGGCCUUCCGCUCCGGCGACUUCGGCACGCCCGGCGCCUUCCACUCCGGCGAGGCGGACGCCGUCCCGACAGGAAGCCGCCGCAGCAGCUUCACCAUCACCAAGGAGGCCGAGUUCCACGGUGACUUCCUCACGCUCGACGGGCUGGCCAGCUUCACGGGCGACGGUCUCUCCUGCGACCGCAAAACCGGCGGCGUCCGGGACUUCCGCUCCGGCGACUUCGCCACGCCCGGUGCCUUCCACUCCGCCGAGGCGGACGCCGUCCCGGCAGGCAGCCGCAGCAGCAGCUUCACCAUCACCAAGGAGAGCGCGUUCCACGGCGACUUCAACACGCUCGACGGGCUGGCCGGCUUCACGGGCGACGGCCUCUCCUUCGACCGCAAAAGCGACGGCGUCCCGGCCUUCCGCUCCGGCAACUUCGCCACGCCCGGCGCCUUCCACUCCGCCGAGGCGGACGCCGUCCCGGCAGGCAGCCGCAGCAGCAGCUUCACCAUCACCAAGGAGGCUGCGUACAACGGCGACGGCGACUUCCUCGCGCGCGGCGGUCUGGCCAGCUUCACUUCUGGCGACGGCCUCUCCGGUGCCCUGGGCAUCCGCUCCGGCGACAUGAUCUACAAAGCGAAAGGGUUCCACGGCGACGGCGACUUCGUCAUGGGCGGCGGGCUGGCCUUCUUCACUUCGGGCGACGGCCUCUCCAGCGGCCGCGACGGCGCCCUGGGCAUCCACUCCAACGAGGGCAUCUCCGGCGGCCGCAGGCCGACAGCGUUCCGCAGCGACAGCAACUACAUCACGCGCGGCGGCAUGGGCCCUUCAGGUGAGGGCCUGGGCGGCGGCCGAAACGCCCUUGGUUUUCGCUCCGGCCAGAGCCUGUGCGGCGGACGGAAGAUGGACAAGCUCUGCAAGGCGAGAGCUUUUGGCGGCCGCAUGAUCGGCGUUGCCGUGGGUUUCCGCUCCGGCGAGGCACUCUCCAUCGGCCCCAAGAAGGACGUGAGCUGCAGAGCUGCUGGCCCAAAGGCCAGCGACUCCCCAUUGGGCCCGGAGCAUUUCUCGCAUAGUGAGCUGCUAGACUUUCUCGCCAAGAAGACGGUACUCGUACUGGAGCAGGUGCAUCUCUCCAAGACGGAGGGUGCACCAUUCGACGAGAUGGAAGAGCUCCGCGGCGAGUGCGAGGUCUUCGUCAAGGAGGUGAUCCAUGGCCGGCUUUCUCUCCAUGCCGCCGACAUCAAAUUAAUGGCUUUACAUAGUCGUAUUAGGCUCAUAUUGAGCUGGUGUCUGGCGGAAGAAGCGGGGCAGUUCCGUGGCCCAAUCAGGGAUACUGGCUUCCCCACAAACGAGACGCUGGAGAAGGCGAAGAGGAGCAAGCUACUUCUCGUCAUGUUCGUCACCGAGGCUGACCUCGACUCGUGUCUGAAGGAGCGGUCCCAGAAGGAUCUGUUUGGACCAAGGGGGCCUGGGAUUAACAGCCAUGCGUCUCUUGCCGAGCUUCUGCACAUGUUCAUCAGGAAAACCGCGCUCAUCCUCGACAAUCUCCCGGAUCUUGUUCUGCAGCCACAAGACGGUGGCGCUCCGGUGACCCUGGGUCAGCUUCUCUACUUCUCACUGGAGCUGCAGGAAAUGCAGAACCGAUGCCAUAUCCUCGAGGCAGAGGCUGGGGAUGGACAGAUAUCUAGCAAUGUGGCGUAUGGGACUCUGCUGGGGAUUCAUGAGCGGCUGCGCACAAUCCUCAUCAUUCUUCGCGACUGUUUCUAUGGGGAGUUGGUGGUGGACGGCGGGCGUCGGUUUCCAGCAGUACUCACCAAACUUCUCAAGCACUGUCUGAUCUACUCCAUGUCGCGGACGGAGGAGAGCGUCAAGGAGUACAUCAGCAAGGAUUAGCUCUAGGUUCUGUUGCUAGCUUAAUUUGUGACCAUGUAUGCUAUGCAAACCGUGACGAGCACUAGCUUAUUUGCAUUCAGAACUCGAUCUUUGCUUAUUAACCCGGUUUGUUCCGGCGCCUUCCUUUAAUUUGCUCAACUGCUAAUGAACCUUGUGUUUCCAUCAA